Musca vetustissima is the source of this 1131-nucleotide messenger RNA. RefSeq lists its product as uncharacterized. The record is from RefSeq and is a predicted model, not a curated record. Bases 1 to 1131 code for a protein of 376 amino acids. Lineage: Eukaryota; Metazoa; Arthropoda; Insecta; Diptera; Muscidae. The transcript has 2 exons.
AUGGCUGACGAAAAGAAAUUAAAUAAAAGUCGUGAUAUAAAAAUAUCCAGUGACGAUGAAAAAUUUUAUACGGCCUGUGCCCGAUAUAUUAAGGAGAGGAACAAAGAUCAUUUCUACAAGGCCACAAGAAUGACCGUCGAAAAUUACAAUUUAUUGUUUGCACUGCUAGAAGAUAAAUUGGAUAGAUUUUCAAACCGAAAACCUAUUGGGGCUGAGACACGUUUGGCAGUAACUGUAACUUAUUUGGCAAAUGAUUGCAGUGUUCAAGUUCUAGCCUCCGUCUACAAUAUGGGAAUUUCAACGGUUCGUAAAAUAAUCGCUGAGACAUGUGACGAUAUUUGGAAUGGUCUAUACCCGGUCUAUAUGUUGCCACCCAACAAACGUGAAUUUAAAGUAAUCGCCAAUGAGUUUUAUGACACAGCUGGUUUGCCGAAUUGUCUAGGUGUCAUUGGCGCAAAGGAUAUACGCAUACCUUGUUCGAAUAAUGCCAAUUCCAAGAAAACCCUAAGUAUUAUACUUUUGACAAUUUGUGAUGCCAAUUACGUGUUUACACACACACAUGUCUGUACAUUAAGUAAUGAAAAUGAGGAAGGCAUACUGGCACAAUGUGAAUUUGGCAAACAAUUAUUGGAUAACACUUUAGAUAUUCCGGCCAAUGAAAUCCUACCCGGAUCAACGAAAAUGUUCCCCUAUUAUUUUGUUGGCGAUCACACAUUUCCAUUGAAAGAGAAUUUAAUGCGACCAUAUCCGGGAAAUAAUUUAACACAAGACAAAGAGAUUUUCAAUGCAAUGCUAUCCAACGUUCAGGGACUUUUGGAAAAUGCCUUUGGAAUUCUGGCCAAUCGAUGGAAUGUAUUGCACACAAAAAUUAAUUUAAAUCCUGAAACUGCAGAAAAACAUAUUUUAGCUACGGUGGCCCUACAUAAUUUUCUAAUGACAAAAAAGGAUAGUAAUUAUUUUACUACAGAUCUGGUUGAUCAUCAAAGCGUUGAUCAAGAAAUUUCUGGAAAAUGGAGAGAAGAAAACGGAUAUCUUCCAACAUAUCCGUCACCAUCGGCAAAUCGUUCAUCAUCGAAAGCAUUUUUAUUACGCGAAGAAUUAAAAGACUAUAUUCAAAAUAAUUUGGUAUAA